CAGACAUUUAUUUAGAACAUAAAAUUUUGCUUCAAGAAAUAAACUAAGUUUGAAAUUAAUAAUUUGAGAUAUUAAGUUUUCUUGGGAUAUCCGAAAUUAUGAUUGGCAUAUCUAAUGGCAACAUUCUAUAAUUUUUGUUUGACGUUUCUUGUGUUGCUGCUUUUUAGUUUUUCUUUGACGGAGUUUCGGCAAUGGGAGCGGGCGUCCAUUUUGCAUCGCCAUAUUGAAAUUGGUCGGACAUCUUUGGACGCCAUGUUUAGUCGGACAUAUUUUAUAAACAUUUUCGCGUAAAUUUCAAAUAUUUUUGAACACUAAAUAAAAAACUUUUUUUCACUGAAGUGAGUGCCAUAGAUUGCGGUAAAAAUUACAAGGAAAAAAAUCGUGCCUACGCAACAUUCCAUAUAUGUCUCCAGGGGACUGUGCAGCUUUUGUUAUAAUCUAAAUAAAGAUAGGUCCAGGGAUUGAGCGAGGUCAAGAUGAUGAAUCAGGAGAUAAUGUGCGAGGUGGAGAUAGGCUCACAUGGCAGUAUGGUGGAAAUAGAUGGAGAUGACCAGGUCGGAGUCAAGUAUGAAGAAAUAGAGACAGUGCAGUAUGAAGAGUACAUAACUGACGAUCAGUAUGAGGAAGUUGAGGAACAAGUCAUUGGUAUGCAGCAUUUGGAGGAAGACUUUAAAAUUGCAGUGGGCAGUGAGGAGGUCAUCCUGCCCGGCAUGCCCGGGGACGAGACCAUCAUGCACCAGGAGAACCCCUACGAUCCUGUUUACCACACUCCACCUUCCACAAGCAGAAGAGGUCGCGGCAGACCCCGCAUGGCGGUCGGUCACACAAACAACAUCCAACACCUUAUGCCUAUAGGCGAAGUCCCCAUGGGUCUGAUGGAAGGCAAUACGGGCCGCGCGGCGCGCCGCUGGGAGCAGAAGCAGGUCCAGAUCAAGACGAUGGAGGGAGAGUUCUCUGUCACCAUGUGGGCCUCGGGGGAAGAUGAUGAUGACAGGUCAAAUCCAGAACCAGAUCCCGACUAUACAGAGUAUAUGACGGGAAAGAAAAGUGUAAUGGGAAAUGAAUCUAUGCCAGUCAAUUGUGUUCCAGGCUUAGACUUGUCCGACCCAAAGCAGUUAGCAGAAUUCGCACGACCCGGCCACAAGAUUAGACUAAAGAAACCAUCCCCAGAAUCCUCUGAUAGAACAAUAGCAUGUCCCCACAAAGGCUGUACGAAAAUGUUUCGAGAUAACUCUGCGAUGAGGAAACACCUACACACGCACGGCCCAAGAGUGCAUGUGUGUGCAGAAUGUGGAAAAGCAUUUGUAGAAAGUUCAAAGUUAAAACGACACCAGCUAGUUCACACAGGAGAGAAACCAUUCCAGUGUACGUUUGAGGGUUGCGGCAAGAGGUUUUCAUUGGACUUUAAUCUCAGAACACACGUCAGGAUACACACGGGCGACCGGCCGUAUGUGUGUCCGUUUGACGGCUGCAACAAGAAGUUCGCGCAGAGCACUAACCUCAAGUCGCACAUACUCACGCACGCUAAGGCUAAAUCAAGAAACUCCCUAUCGCGCAAUGUUGGUGCUAAUUACGAGUCUGCGAGAACUACCCCACAGUAUGUACAACUGGAAGUGUCUCCGGACGACUCCAAUCCACAACUAAUUUUCUACACCCACGAGUGAAACAUGCUUGCGUGCAUGCGCAUAUGUGAACAAGAACAGACUUUGUGUUAAGUGAACAAAAGUGAAAGUGACACAGUGAAGUGAAGUGAAUGAGUCUGAAAGUGACAAUGCAGUGACACUUUUAUAACUGGCAUAAGCUGUAUGUAUGUAUAAGUAUCAGGGACAAUUUCUCAUGUCUCUGACACUUAUUCAUAGCUUGUCAUUUCUCACAUAUCCCAAUUCCCAUGAAAAACUCUAAAGCAUUAUAGAUAACUUUAUAGAUUAUUAAUAUUUAAUGAACACAAACAAUGAAUAAAUGAAUGAAUUUUUUUUUUUAAACAAUGUAUGAUCAGUACAAAUAUCUCCCAAAACUCUUCUCAAUUUAACUUUAUGAUUUAUGUAUCAUCAGAUAGUGACAUGUGUUAAAUAAAAUUGUAAUGUGUAUAUUUAUACACAUUACAAUUUUAUUUAGUGUAAACAUGAGGCAUCAAAUUAAAUUAACACGUUCGCUGCAUAUUUUUCUGUACUUUCCUCUGGUGCAAAAUGAGGUUUUUUGACCUCAUACUAGAACUUUAUGUGGUCCGGUACGAGGUUCUUCGACCUAACUUUUGAAUACGCUAGACGUACGAGGUCAAUUGACCUAGUACUGCAGCAAAUGUGUUAAAUGGACCUUUAUGGACUAAUCUAUUCAGAAUUUGGUUUUGUGUGCAGUGAUCAUAACAGUCCAAGUUUGUAUGAGUAAUAUUUUCUUCAGUUUUAUGAUCGGUGUCCACUUAUCUGCAUCAUUUGCACCGGCCGCAUGGCAUCAAACAUGUGUUAUGUACGAUGUGGAUCAGUGGAUGAACUUGUGUGACUUUGUAUACAAAAAAUACUAAAAUAUGUUUGAUACGAUGCACACAAUGCGGAUCUGUGGACGCCUACCAUAACACAACAGCCUUCUAGUUAUCAAAGCGUUAGCGAUCAUAAAAAAAGAAUCGACGUGCCACUUGGCUAUGGAGUCUGCACACUCAGUGUCAGCUAUCUGUCUGUAUCUACUGUCAAAUGCUUGUCUGUACAUCCAUAAUUUGUCUACUUCGAAAGAAGACAAAUGCCUUCAAA
This is a messenger RNA of Bicyclus anynana (squinting bush brown), 2741 nucleotides long. RefSeq names its product transcriptional repressor protein YY1 (gene PHO). Bases 477 to 1664 code for a protein of 395 amino acids. Gene Ontology annotation, cellular component: PcG protein complex; transcription regulator complex. The record is from RefSeq and is a predicted model, not a curated record. NCBI's taxonomy places the organism in Eukaryota, Metazoa, Arthropoda, Insecta, Lepidoptera, Nymphalidae. The transcript has 12 exons. Gene Ontology annotation, molecular function: DNA-binding transcription factor activity, RNA polymerase II-specific; RNA polymerase II cis-regulatory region sequence-specific DNA binding. Gene Ontology annotation, biological process: regulation of transcription by RNA polymerase II.